ACCACCCCCAAUGUAUACCCCAGCGCCAGUCAAUUCUCAUUUUCCCGAUCUCCGUGUAGAGCUCCGGGAGAUUCAGUCAGCCAAUCGGGGCCGGAAAUUUGGAGUCAAGGACAGGCGGGCCGUAGAUCCGCCUCCGGUCGUGCAACUACAGGCAUUCAGGACUGUUCAUGACGGAAUCAAUUUCUUCGAGGUUGAAGUAGAGGAUUACAGCGCAGUCGAAGUGUCUGGCCUCAUAUGUCAUCUCGAUGUGUUCCCACUUUCAUCCAGUCCUCAUCCGACGCCCGCUAUAUCCGACGGUGGAAGCCUGGCUGCGGCCUCUUACGGACAGGCCCUUUCAACUGUCACUCCGUAUCAAUUGUCCCAACCUGGUUGGCAGACGUAUCCUCCGCAGAUGGCAUCCGAACCGGCACCCGUACCUUUGAUCAUCUACCGUGCCCAACAUCAACCCUACGAAGCGGAUCCUGUCGUUGUGUGGGUGAACGGCACCCCCUUCCGAGAGUCCGAGGCUAUCACGUCAGAAGCAUUCGGCUCCCGAGAAGUCGAGGCAACGAGACUUUGCUACGAAGGCAACCAUAUCGUGGUUUUUACCUUCUGCGACCUUGCAUUGAAGCGGGCGGGGUCCUGCUUCUUCAGGUAUCGAGCCUUCGACUUGCGGUCGCGCAUAUCGCAGUUGGUUGCCGGGUCAAGUGAUGGUCCCAUCCCAAUGCUAGGAGAAUGUUACGCGCAAGCUUCGACAAUGAUAUGGGAUACGAAGUCGUUUCCUGGGCUAGAUGUUUCGACGCCCUUGAGCCAGGCCAUCUCAAAUCAGACUGCGAGUCAGCGUCCUCGGGUCCGAGUACGAGCGCCCAAAACAAAAGGGGCCUAAGGGUGUCGAUAAUCCUCCUUCAAGUCCGUUAGGCCUGGUUGUGUGGUGUGCAUUAGCCUUUAUUUAUAUGUAUAUGCCAUCCUCGCGCUUGCGAUGAUUUUCACGGACAUAUUGCUUCGCAGAUGUCAGAGGGCGAUGUCGGCAAACGCCUUCCAGUAUACGCCAGCGCGAAUAAGUGCACGGUUACUUACCGACACCAAUCCUCAGUGGCUCCUGGCCAGUGGCUGUGCUAUCAGUAUGAGCUCGCAACCGUUCAUGUGACCGCCGAGCCCGGCGCUAAAUUAUAACAUGUACUCUACACC
Punctularia strigosozonata HHB-11173 SS5 is the source of this 1167-nucleotide messenger RNA. RefSeq lists its product as uncharacterized. The coding region runs from base 11 to 865 and encodes 284 amino acids. The transcript is spliced from 7 exons. The record is from RefSeq and is a predicted model, not a curated record. NCBI's taxonomy places the organism in Eukaryota, Fungi, Basidiomycota, Agaricomycetes, Corticiales, Punctulariaceae.